This is a messenger RNA of Aspergillus lentulus, 1023 nucleotides long. The record is from RefSeq and is a predicted model, not a curated record. Lineage: Eukaryota; Fungi; Ascomycota; Eurotiomycetes; Eurotiales; Aspergillaceae.
AUGCCGUUGCUAUUGGACGCGUCAAUGAGACUGGAGGCAUGCUCGGCUUUCUACAGAUCAAGUAUGCCGACGACUGCUUACGAGGACAGUGCGGUAUCCAGCAAGACCCCGCCGCAUGCUCAAUCCUUCGCCCUGGAGUCCGUCUGCAGUCAGACGUACGACCACUAUGUCUACAAACAGUCCACCAAGUUCCUCGAAUGGGACUUUGCUUCGUUUCCGGACAGCAGGGUUGCUCUUGUCACCGGUGCAGCCUCGGGAAUUGGGCGCGCAAUCUCCCACACGUUUGUCAAAGAAGGCUGCACCCGACUUCUACUAGGUGAUAUCGACGACGAGAACCUUCAUGUCGUGUCGCAAGAGCUUCAAGCCAUAAAUCCUGCUGUGCAAACAAUAGUGAGAAGGGUAGAUAUUUCUUCUGAGUCCGAAGUGCAGGACUUUAUUAACGCAGGCGUCUCUGCUUUCGGAGGAAUCCACUACGCAGUCAAUAAUGUGGGAAUCACAAGUAAUCCCCGUGCAAAGACGCAUAUGCUGGAGACUUCCUCCUUUGAUCCACUAGUUGCAGUAAAUCUGCGUGGCACGUGGCUCUGCCAGAGGGCCGAGAUCCGGCAGAUGAUGAAGCAAAAUGCAGAGCUUCGGCCCAGAACUGGCGCUCCUGCGCAGCGUGGGGCCAUCGUGAAUGGAUUUUCUUCUUCAGCCAUCAGGAACAGCACUAACGAAGCGAAGUAUUCAGCGACUAAAGCCGGAGUGCUUGGGAUGACCAAAACUGACGCUAUUGCCUACGCUGCGGAUGGAAUCCGAGUAAACGCCGUUCUGCCGGGAUGGGUGAAGACUGCCACAUCGGCAGAGUCAGAGAAAAGAGGAGCUAAUUAUAGCCCUAUUAUUAACACUAUCCCAGUUAAGAGGUGGGGUAACCCUGAGGAGAUUGCAGAGGCAUGCGUGUUUCUGGCUGGUGAAAAGGCGAGUUUGAUCACUGGUGCAGACCUGGUGGUGGAUGGUGGAAAGAAAGUGUCCACCUGGGUGGAUUAG